Mustela lutreola (European mink) is the source of this 2465-nucleotide messenger RNA. RefSeq names its product collagen alpha-1(II) chain-like. NCBI's taxonomy places the organism in Eukaryota, Metazoa, Chordata, Mammalia, Carnivora, Mustelidae. Bases 1 to 1419 code for a protein of 472 amino acids. The record is from RefSeq and is a predicted model, not a curated record. The transcript is spliced from 4 exons.
AUGCCGGCCUGCUCGCAGGAGGGCCCAGAGGCUGGCGGGCACACGGGCUGUGUGAGUGUGGGAGACCAACUCUCCUCCAGACGUCUGGGAGCCUCAGCCACUGCAGGUCGGCGAGGCCAGCCCGCGGCGCUGCGACAGGCCACUGUCCCCAGGAAGCCCUAUGGCACAGAUGGGGACAAGCGUGUGGGCAGCCUCUCCCGAGUCCCGGGCCACGCCACCAGCCGCGCAGUCCCCCGCGCACGAGCAGGGCACGCCUGCGACACCCUAAGCGGCUCCUUCCCGCGCGAGGCGAGGCGUGCCCGGCCCCACGCGCUCUGCGGGCAGCAGUUCGCUUACCUGCAGCAGAGCGUCCGCAGACCCCCCGCCCGGAGACCCGCUCGGCGCAGCGCGGGGCCCCGCCCACGGGCCCUGGAAAACCACCGGCCCCAGAAUGCAGCGCGGCAGAGAGACCGGCGCGCGGGCCCGAGGCGGCGCGGGGCCUGCCGGGAGCUGCAGUCCGGGGAGGCGCGCGCGGGCGAAAGAGCCGGUUCCGGAGUCUCUGCGCCUCACGACUCACUUAUCUCCGCGGACGGCCCUCCGCUGCCGGGGCCGCCCGGGGACGGUCCGCAGUUCAGCCGAGGCCGCCGCGUCCCCGUGGCCGCCAGCCAGCUCGGACUGGUCGGGCUAAGACGGGCCGUCGUCCCUGACCGCGCUGCACUUCCGCCCCCAGUUCCGGUCCGCGGCGCGUGGUUCCGGGCGGAAACCGUUCCGCCGCAGCGGGCCCGCGCGCUCCGUUCCGGGCCGCACCCCGCCGCUCCCGCGGACCCCGAGCCCGCGGGCGGAAACCCGGGCUGCGAGCCGUGUCCUCCCCGACGCCGCGCCCGCGGUACCUGCGAUCCACGCCCCGCCCCGGGCCCGGGCCGCCGGGGUUCCCGUUCCGCCUCCCCCGCGAAGGGCUCCUCGGCCGGGUCCGCGGCGGUCGCGGGCAGCGUGCGGGGUCUGCGCCGGCCCCGCGCCCGCCCCGCCGCCCGCGCCGCCGGACACCGGGUCUGGCCGAGCCCAGCCGGCCGCGCGCUCGCGGAGGGCCGGCCGGAGGCGUGGACACGCGUGUCCCCCGAACGGCCCCCGAGAGGCGUCCUCGCACGUCCCCGCUUCUCAGAAGGACGGGUGGGCGGCCGGCGGCCUUCCCGCAGCCAGGAGCGCCGCCCGCGUCCCCGGCGGCCGCCGUCCGAGAGCGGAGAAGGCCGGGACGAUGAGGCAGGACCCAAGGCUCGGGGCCCCCGGGGUCAGAGCCGGGGCCCGCGGGGUCAGAGCCGGAGCCGGGGCCCCCGGGGUCAGAGCCGGAGCCGGGGCCCCCGGGGUCAGAGCCGGAGCCGGGCCCCGCGCUGCCGGCCGCCCUCACGCGCGGGGCUGCCCAGCCUGCCGUCCGUUGUAGCUUAGCAAGGCCACUGGACCCAAGUGUGAAAGUGCGAGGAAACGGACACCGAGGCUGACCACACGCAGCCCCGCUCAGCAGACACAGGGACCUCGGCCCGGUCAACAAAUCCGGAUUGAGAGUCUGUUCCUGCAGGUCUGUGGGUCACCUGCGGUGGGGCAGGCCCUGUGUGGGCCACAGAACAGAUGUCAACCAGCCCCACGCCCGCCAUGGGCGCACCCGGACCUCCACAUCUGGGCCUGCUCCAGCUGGACUCGGAUCCUUAAGUCUGUCCGGGUCUCGCCCCUUUCUGGGCCUCCCUCACCCCCUGCAGGCUCCUGAGGUUUCCCAGUUUUAGUCCUGGCCCAAGGACCUAGUUGCUUACGGAGCAAGCAUUUCUCUUGACCUCUGUGGUUCUGUCCCUUAAAUGGAAAUGACGCUCGGUCCAUUUCACUUCCCAAGGCCAGAGUGAGAGAGAGGGUCACUGCAGGAAAAGGGCCCACCAUCUGCAAAGCUCUCCCACGGGGGAUAUCAACCUGCUCUCCAGGCCCAGAGAGGAGGGAGUCAUGACCCCUGCACACUCACCAACUCUCUCUCCUCACCUGGAGACGGGCGUUAUGGCUGUAUCUUGCCCAGAGAAACAGAGCCACGGAGAAGUCAGAAACCUGCUCCCAGUCGCACAGCAAAAUUGACUCGUCCUUUGGGGUGCUCCUUGGAGGCCUUCCCGACCAGUUCCUACCCCACUGUCUAUGACGUGCUUUCCCCUCAGCACGGACCUGGGCGCACAGAACGCCCCUCCCAGGCUUCAGAGGCUUUAAUGAAGAGCUCUCCAGCCCCAGCCUGAUGUGGGGGCCUCUCCUCUCCGGCCGUGCGGACCCUGGGGAAUGGGGCAUGUCUCCACAUACCCCCAAGCCUGCACAAAGCCAAGCUGGGGCAGCGAGUCCCAAGAGGUAAGCAGGGAGUGCAUGGGCGUGGGCUGCAGUGUCCCACCCCAGGUCCCAGGCUGGUCUCUGCCCUCCCACCGUGCCCUCCCCUCCCUCUGACGGCUGCAAGCCCCUCCCACAGCCCCCCA